GCCGGAUGCGAGCGCCUGCGCACAGGUCCGGCCGAGGAGGAGGCGCUGAAGGUCACAGCAGGAAGCGAGCGUGACGUCAUCGCCAUCACCCGCAGGUUCCCCUUGGUCGUCGAGAGGUUCCGCAGCGAGGAGGACAAGAUGGGCAACCGGGGAAUGGAGGAGCUGAUCCCGCUGGUCAACCGCCUGCAGGACGCCUUCUCGUCCAUCGGACACAACUCCAGUCUGGACCUGCCGCAGAUCGCCGUGGUGGGCGGACAGAGCGCCGGGAAGAGUUCCGUUCUGGAGAAUUUCGUGGGCAAAGACUUCCUGCCUCGUGGGUCUGGGAUUGUCACUCGGCGCCCUCUGGUGCUGCAACUCAUCCACUGUGCUACAGAGUACGCGGAGUUCCUGCACUGCAAAGGGAAAAAGUUCACAGACUUCGAGGAAGUCCGCCUUGAGAUCGAGGCCGAAACCGAGCGAGUGACGGGACAAAACAAAGGCAUCAGUCCAGUUCCCAUCAACCUGAGAGUCUACUCGCCCAAUGUGUUGAACCUCACCCUGGUGGACCUCCCCGGGAUGACCAAAGUCCCGGUGGGAGACCAGCCGGCCGACAUCGAGCAGCAGAUCCGAGACAUGCUGAUGCAGUUUGUCACCAAGGACAACUGCCUCCUGUUGGCCGUCUCUCCCGCCAACUCAGACCUCGCCAACUCCGACGCCUUGAAGAUCGCCAAGGAGGUGGACCCUCAAGGUCUCAGGACCAUCGGAGUCAUCACCAAACUGGACCUGAUGGAUGAAGGAACCGAUGCCAGAGACAUCCUGGAGAACAAACUUCUGCCGCUUCGCAGAGGUUACAUCGGAGUGGUCAACCGCAGUCAGAAAGACAUUGACGGCAGGAAAGACAUCACGGCAGCCUUGCAGGCGGAGAGGAAGUUCUUCUUGUCCCACGCGUCCUACCGCCACCUGGCCGACCGUAUGGGAACUGCCCACCUGCAGAAGGUUCUCAACCAGCAACUGACCAAUCACAUCAGAGACACUUUGCCCGGGUUACGCACCAAACUCCAGAACCAGCUGCUGUCCAUCGAGAAGGAAGUGUCCGAGUACAAGAACUUCAACCCCGACGACCCCGGUCGCAAAACCAAGGCCUUGCUGCAGAUGGUGCAGCAGUUUGCGGUGGACUUUGAAAAGCGGAUAGAAGGUUCCGGGGACCAGGUGGACACCUGUGAGCUGUCGGGAGGAGCCAAGAUCAAUCGCAUCUUUCACGAGCGAUUCCCCUUCGAACUUGUUAAAUUGGAGAGUGACGAGAAGACUCUCCGUAAAGAAAUCAGCUACGCUAUCAAGAACAUUCACGGCAUCAGGACGGGUCUGUUCACCCCCGACAUGGCGUUCGAGACCAUCGUGAAGCGUCUGAUCAGCACACUGAAGGAGCCGUGUCACAAGUGCAUCGACUUGGUGAUCAAUGAGUUAGUCAACACUGUCAGGCUCUGUGCACUCAAGUUAGCUCAGUACCCAAUGCUGCGCGAGGAGAUGGAGAGAAUCGUCACUCAGCACAUCCGAGACAGAGAAAGUCGCACCAAAGGCCAGGUGAUGCUGCUGGUGGACAUUGAGUUGGCGUACAUCAACACCAACCAUGAAGACUUCAUUGGCUUUGCAAAUGCUCAGCAGAAGAGCAGUCAGGCCAACAAGAAGAAGGCCAGCGGGACUCAGGAUGAGAUCAUGGUGAUCCGCAAAGGCUGGCUGACCAUCAACAACAUCAGCAUCAUGAAGGGCGGAGCCAAGGAGUACUGGUUUGUUCUGACCGCCGAGACCUUGUCCUGGUACAAAGAUGACGAGGAGAAAGAGAAGAAGUACAUGCUGCCUGUCGACCAUCUCAAGCUCAAAGACAUCGAGAAGAGUUUCAUGUCCAGCAAGCACAUCUUUGCUCUCUUCAACACCGAACACAGGAACGUGUACAAGGACUACCGCCAGUUGGAGUUGGCCAGUGAGUCCCAGGAGGAGGUGGACAGUUGGAAGGCAUCUUUCCUACGGGCAGGCGUGUACCCUGAACGCACCGUGGAUAAAGACAAGGUGGAGGUGGAGGACUCCAACACGGACGGACAGAUCCACAGUCUGGACCCUCAACUGGAGAGGCAGGUGGAGAUCGUCAGGAACCUGGUGGACUCCUACCUGUCCAUCAUCCAUCGCACCAUCAAAGACCUGGUCCCCAAGACCGUCAUGCACCUGAUGGUCAACAAUACAAAGGACUUCAUCCACUCCGACCUGCUGGCCCAGAUUUACUCGUGCGCCGACCAAAACACCCUGAUGGACGAGUCCCAGGAGCAGGCUCGUCACCGCGACGACAUGCUGAGGAUGUACCACGCCCUGCGCGAAGGCCUCGACAUCAUCGGCGACAUCAGCACCUCCACCGUCACCACCGGCAUGCCGCCGCCCGUGGACGACUCCUGGCUGCAGGUGACGGGCGCCCCGUCGGGCCGCAGGUCUCCCAUGUCCAGUCCCACGCCGCAACGUCGGGCGCCACCCGGCCCCCUGCGCCCGGGCACUCGGGCCGCACCCGGCGCCCCCUCAAGACCCGCCGUGUCGCCCGACGCCGGACCCGCCGCCCCGUCCCGGCCCAACAGAGGACCGCCGCCCGGGGUUCCCAGAAUCUCCGUUAGCGACCAGUGACCGUGCGACGUGUCAUCCACCAAUGAGAUCGCUGCUCACCCCUGUGACCCCGCCCCUUUCCCCAGGCAUCAAAAAAAAGAUGAUUGACAGCACUAUUGUCCACGGUGUUGAUGUCUUUACGUGUCAAUCAGGACAAACACAAACAAAACAUGUUUGGUCCCACGUGGAAAAAAGUGUGUUUUCAUGUUGUUUGGUGACUGUGACUGUUCAAAAAUUAACUUUGCCAUGGCAUCCCUUUUAUUUUGACGUCUUCCGGGUAUCUUAUUUUGAAAGGACCCCUUUGCCGACUGACUGGCGCUAAGCUAGCAUGCAGAGUACAAAGACAGAUGUCUGCGUUAAGGUGAGUUUAUUUUGCUGUAGUACAGUAAUCAUGUAGUACAGUAGUCAUGUUGUACAGUAGUCAUGUAGUACAGUAGUCAUGUAGUCAUGUGCCUGAUAAAACGUCGUAGUUUUUGUACAAGCACAAAGAGUUAUUUAUUGUUUAUGGAUCCUGCUCUGGUCAGCAGGAGCGCUAGCUAACGAGCUAACAUGCUAACAUUUCCUAUUUAGUUGUUCCCUCUUGAGUCAAGAUACAUUAAAAAAGAUUCAUCUUUACAAUGUAAAGUUUUUAAAAAAUGGUUUUGGUGUGAAUGAUUAUUCAUUCGUUGAUUAAUUUAUUGUGUGAAUGCUCCAAAACAUUCACACAUUUGUUUUGUUUUUACACCAAAAUUCAUCUAUUUAUUUCUUCUUCUUCUUCUUCAGAUUUCCACAUUUUUCAACCAAAUCAAACCGUUGCACCUUCAACACAUUCCACCGUCCUGGAAAUUUAAACUUCCCCUUUUCAAAGUACCCCAAAAAUUCCAGGAUUUUCCACAAUUCCUGGUUUUCCAAAGCCCUGUUUCCACCCUUGUUUUCUGGCAACCCAUUUUUCAGCACAUUUCAACCGUUCCACCGUCAAAACAUUCCUUUUAAUAAGGACAAAAAAAUAUUUUUUUUCUAAUCCGGAAAAAUUCCCGAAAUCCCAGGAAUUCCGUAAUACUAUUUCUCAUUUCAACAUGUUAUUACUUCAACAUUUUGUCCACGGAUUUGAAAAAUGUCAACACCAACCAUUUCAACUCAUUCAGACCAUUCAAAUUUUUUCCCCAAAAAUUCCCACUUUUCCCGAAAUUCCCAAUUUUGGGGGAAAUUCCCAUUGGAAUGAAUAGGAAAAUUUUCAAAGUUCCAUAAUUCCCGCAUUUUUCAUCUUGAUUCAAACUGUUCCAACUCCAAAAAUAUUCAGCCUGUUCAGGAAUUGUGUGCUCUACUUCCACAAUUCUAAGAAAAAAAAAAUUCUCGGAUUUCCCAUUAUUCCUCUUUUUUGGGGGGCAUUUUCCCCAUUCAAAAUGAUUUGGGCAUUUUUCAAACUUCCACAAUUCCAACAUAUUUCAAACCAUUGCACCUUCAACACAUUCCACCGUCCUGGAAAUUUUAACUUCCCCUUUUCAAAGUACCCAAAAAAUUCCAGGAUUUUCCACAAUUCCUGGUUUUCCAAAGCCCUGUUUCCACCCUUAUUUUCUGGCAACCCAUUUUUCAGCGCAUUUCAACCGUUCCCCUGUCAAAACAUUCCUCUUAAUAAGGACAAAAAAUAUAUUUUUUUUCUAAUCCGGAAAAAUUCCCGAAAUUCCAGGAAUUCCAUAAUACUAUUUCUUAUUUCAACAUGUUAUUACUUCAACAUUUUGUCCACGGAUUUGAAAAAUUUCAACACCAACCAUUUCAACUCUUUGAGACCAUUCAAAAUUUUUUCCCCAAAAUUCCCACUUUUCCCGAAAUUCCCAUUUUUGGGGGAAAUUCCCAUUGGAAUGAAUGGGACAUUUUUCCAAGUUCCAUAAUUCCCACAUUUUUCAUCUUGGUUCCAACUGUUCCAACUCCAAAUGUAUCCAACCUGUUCAGGAAUGGUGUGCUCUACUUCCACAAUUCUAAGAAAAAAUUCCCGGAUUAUCCCAUUAUUCCUCUUUUUUGGUGGGCAUUUUCCCCAUUCAAAAUUAUUUGGGCAUUUUUCAAACUUCCACAAUUCCAACAUUUUUCAAACCGUUGCACCUUCAACACAUUCCACCGUCCUGGAUAUUUAAACUUCCCCUUUUCAAAUUUCAAAAAAAUUCCAGGGUUUUCCAGAAUUCCUGGUUUUCCAAAGCCCUGUUUCCACCCUUAUUUUCUGGCAACCCAUUUUUCAGCGCAUUUCAACCGUUCCACCGUCAAAACAUUCCUUUUAAUAAGGACAAAAAAAGUAUUUUUUUUCUAAUCCGGAAAAAUUCCCCAAAUUCCAGGAAUUCCGUAAUACUAUUUCUCAUUUCAACAUAUUAUUACUUCAAUAAUUUGUCCACGGAUUUGAAAAAUUUCAACACCAACCAUUUCAACUUUUUCAGACCAUUCAAAUUUUUUCCCAAAAAUUCCCACUUUUCCUGAAAUUCCCAUUUUUGGGGAAAUUCCCAUUGAAAUGAAUGAGACAUUUUUCUAAGUUCCAUAAUUCCCACAUUUUUCAUCUUGAUUCAAACUGUUCCAACUCCAAAAAUAUUCAUCCUGUUCAGGAAUUGUGUGCUCUACUUCCACAAUUCUAAGAAAAAAUUCCCGGAUUUCCCAUUAUUCCUCUUUUUGGGGGGGCAUUUUCCCCAUUCAAAAUUAUUUGGGCAUUUUUCAAACUUCCACAAUUCCUACAUUCUUCAAACCAUUGCACCUUCAACACAUUCCACCGUCCUGGACUUCCAAACUACCCUUUUUCCAAGUCCCAAAAAAUUCCCAAAUUUCCCUAAUAGCAUUUACUACGUCAGCAUUUCUUACCCGAUUUAAACAAUUCCAACACCAACCAAUUCAGCUCAUUCAGGACAUAGAUACUGACCUAGAUAGAUAUCUACAUAUAUCCAUAUUCAAAAGUUAUUUAUUUUGUUCCAUAGUCGUAUUUCAAAUAGCUAGUGUUCCAUCUUGUAUUCUGUUUAUCUUUUCCCUAUCUCCUGACCGAUGGUACGCUGUAGACGACCUUGGCUUUAGGAAUGUGAGGAGUAGCAAUACUCCCUUCUUAUCACAUCCUGUGCCCAACUAAGGAGGACAAUAGACAUGUGUAUUCGUUCUGGUGGGUAGGAUUGUCAGAUCAACUUGGGCGAUGCAAUUGGAAGGUGUUGUUCAUAGAUUGGUCUCCCAAAGCUUUGGAAUAUAAUGUCAGAAUACCUACUCUGUCUGGGAUUCAUUUAAAAUCAGCUCAUGUGUCAUGAAAAUAACUUGGGGCUGAGCAGCAGUUUAAAUUCCCAGUAAGAGGAAUAUCUGGUCCAAACGCAACAAUUUUUUUAAUCCCGCUUUUCCCCAAAUUUCCAGGAAUUUCCCAUUGCAAUGAAGGGACAUUUUUCCAAGUUGCACAAUUCCCACAUUUUGCAACCUAUUCAAAGCAUUCCACUCAUCCUGGACAUUCAAACUAACAUGUUCCCGAGUUCCAAACCAAAUUCCGGGUUUCCUGGAAAUUCAAACCAUUCCAACAUUCAAACUAUUCCUCCAUUCAUUCGACAUUCUGUCAGUAUUUCACUUCCACUUCAGCAUCGGAGCAUUCACACCUCUAGUUUGUUAUGUUUUGUAUGACUUGUCCGUAGGAGCUUUCCAAUUGAAUUGGGAGGUUUUCCUUUUGCAUGCAAACACAAAGAAGCCAUGCGUCGGACUCCAAAAAGAUAAAAUUCUGCUAAUACGCCCAAAGCACAAAUGUUCAUUUCAAGGUAUUGAUGACCUUUUAGUUGCUGUGGAGAUGAAAUGUGUCAACAAUCUUUGCAUGUUCAUGUUCUGUUAGCAGGUGUGAUGCGUUAGCAUGUUUUGUGGCUGUAAAUUGUCCUGUUUUGUCAUGACAAAUGUUUUUAAGGUGUACUUACAGGAUGUCAACACUGCAAUAUCAAUAUUUCACACCUUUAGUUGCUAAAGAAACAUAAAAAUGGAUGUAAGUAGUUUGUUGUGUGUGAGCAGUAGCAAAUAAAACUGUCAUGAAAAUCA
Molecule: messenger RNA, 6618 nt
Organism: Nerophis ophidion (straightnose pipefish)
Lineage: Eukaryota; Metazoa; Chordata; Actinopteri; Syngnathiformes; Syngnathidae
Product: dynamin-1-like
Exons: 23
Coding region: 139-2640 (833 amino acids)
Cellular component (GO): membrane; microtubule; cytoplasm
Molecular function (GO): microtubule binding; GTPase activity; GTP binding
Source: RefSeq, a predicted model, not a curated record